Molecule: messenger RNA, 2504 nt
Organism: Pimephales promelas (fathead minnow)
Lineage: Eukaryota; Metazoa; Chordata; Actinopteri; Cypriniformes; Leuciscidae
Gene: hnf1bb
Product: HNF1 homeobox Bb
Biological process (GO): liver development; insulin secretion; pancreas development
Cellular component (GO): nucleus
Molecular function (GO): RNA polymerase II cis-regulatory region sequence-specific DNA binding; DNA-binding transcription factor activity, RNA polymerase II-specific
Source: RefSeq, a predicted model, not a curated record
UCCUUCAGCAGGUGCGCUCGUGCACUGGACAACUGCAAAACUUUGCGUAAAGACACUUUAGUCUCAUGUGCUUCCGUCGUUAAAAACACUCUUCGUUUCAAUUAAUUUCACACGUCCGAUUUACCGAGGCCGCGAGGAUUUUCAACGAGACCGGAUUGAUGUUUACCGACAUGGUGUCCAAGUUGACGUCGCUUCAGCAGGAGCUCCUGAGCGCCUUGUUGGACUCGGGGGUCACGAAGGAUGUGCUGGUUCAGGCGCUGGAGGAUUUAUGUCCGUGUUCCGCCGAAUUCGGAAUAAAAAUGGAAAAACCCUUGUCCCCGGCGAGUGUCAACGGCGGCAGCGACUCCAAUGAUUCGAAGCCGGUGUUUCUGACUCUGACCAGCGCGCAGGGGAAAGGCGGUAAACUGUCCGGGGACGAAGGCUCUGAUGACGGGGAUGACUUCGACACGCCGCCGAUCCUGCGCGAGCUGCAGUCUCUCAACACGGAGGAGGCGGCGGAGCAGCGCGCGCAGGUGGAGCGCAUGUUAUCUGAGGACCCGUGGCGCGUGGCUCGCACUGUGAAAGGCUACAUGCAGCAGCACAACAUCCCUCAGCGCGAGGUGGUGGACGUGACGGGCCUCAACCAGUCGCACCUGUCCCAGCACCUCAACAAAGGCACGCCGAUGAAGACGGCCAAGCGAGCCGCGCUUUACACCUGGUAUGUCCAGAAACAGCGCGAAAUCGACAGACAGUUCGACCGUGUUCAGGGCUCUGACCUCAGUGACUCAGGCAGUCAGGAUCAGGUCCUGUUUUUUUUCCCAGAAUUCAAUCCGACCGGACACAGUGCGGGCGCUCCCGGAGGCUCUGCAGGACCAAUCGGAGACGAGGGGGAGCCAGGCUCUAAGAGGAUGAGACGAAACCGUUUCAAAUGGGGUCCGGCAUCUCAAGAAAUACUUUAUCAGGCUUAUGAACGGCAGAAAAACCCCAGCAAAGAAGAGAGGGAGACGCUGGUGGAGGAAUGCAACAGGGCAGAGUGUGUGCAGAGGGGUGUGUCGCCCUCUAAAGCUCAUGGACUCGGAUCUAACCUGGUCACGGAGGUUCGUGUGUAUAAUUGGUUUGCAAACCGCCGGAAGGAGGAAGCCUUCAGACAGAAGCUGGCGAUGGACACAUACCCACCCCACAGCAUGAACCCCCUGCUGUCACACGUGUCAUCACACACCCAGCACCAUCACAGUGCCUCCGAUUCAAAACUCAGGUACAGUCAACAAGGAACCAGCGAGGUCACUUCCUCCACAACCAUAAGUCACCAUGGCAGCAGCCAAUCAGUAUUGCAACAGGUGUCUCCGGGAAGCCUGGACCACUGCCAUGGCUUGUUAUCGCCGGACGCCAAAAUGAUCUCGGUCUCUGGUGGAGUCUUGCCUCCUGUGAGCACUUUGACCAACAUUCAUAGUCUGUCUCAGUCGUCUCAUCAUCAUCAUCAUCAUCAGCAAGCACAGAGCCUCAUUAUGAGCCUGGCCACUCAAAACAAACAGAUACCCACGCCCCCAAACUCGUGUCAUUGGUUGAGACACUACAUUACUGGUCUGGCAUCGCCUCAGUCUCAGAGCGUGCCCGUCAUCAACAGUGUGUCUGGCCUGGCCGCCCUGCAGCCGAUGCAGUUCCCACAGAACACCAGCCUGACGCAGCUGACCACAGCUCACCUCUCCCAGCCGCCCUUCACACAGUCGCACAUGUACUCGACCAAACAAGAAGCCGCCCAGUUUUCCCAUCCAUCUCGAUAUACGACCAUGGACACCAGCACUAUCACACACCUGGGCUCCAACAAGCAGUGUCCAUUGCAGGCCUGGUGAACAAACGCAACCGAAGCGAGAACUUCCUCGGCAGCUUAGCAACAGCGGUCCGUGACCUCUGCGUUUCUCAGUUACGCUGGUAACCUAUCACCAUGGAGAAACAACAGGAGCAGAACUGCCUCUGGAUUCAGCAACAAAUGAAGAAUAAUGAUUGAUAUAUUGCAGCUUUAAGCCAUAUGACAGAUCAAACUGGAUUGAAUACUGAGCCAAAGUUUUCACACCCAUCGGUUUUAGGGGAUGAAAUCUUCAAUGAUACUGUACAUACGAUUUAAUGAGGAAAUAUGGUUUGUUAUUAAAUACAAGGUCAAGUUUUCAGGCAAAGCUACAACAACAACAACAGCAUAAAUAGUCAAUCACGGAUGAGAUUUUGUUUUCCACACGCAUGUUUGAGAUUUGAAAUGUAUCUCGUAUUCUUAAAGAAAAUCAUCACAUUACUGUGUAAAUUCACAACAUAAGAGUGGUCUUUCCAUUUCAGCGCAUGGACUUGCACAUAAAAGUGAUCCCAAAAGAUGCUACAAAUAUAAUUGCUUCUCAGGGAUUGAUUUCACAUUUCACACAUUGUAGCUAAUAUUAUGAGAAUGUGUAUAACUUUGCUAUUUUUUAUAUACGUUUUGGAAUCACUUCAAUCAUAUUUAUAUUUGUGUAAAUCGAUAAAUAAUACAUUUUUGAAGAAUA